This is a messenger RNA of Elaeis guineensis (African oil palm), 2144 nucleotides long. The record is from RefSeq and is a predicted model, not a curated record. Lineage: Eukaryota; Viridiplantae; Streptophyta; Magnoliopsida; Arecales; Arecaceae.
CCAGGACUCGCGUCACUGCAAUUUUUUCAUCCACAUCUUCUUUUUAAAUCAGAGGCCUAAGGCAGCUUUCCAGACAAAAAAGAAAAUGGGGUUCUAAUUUAUCCCUUGUAUUAUUGUUUGUUAUUCAUGGCAGGAGGAAGGGUAUGAGCAAGAGAGAUGGGUGGGAUAUGUGGACUGGAGGAACAGACCUGCCCUGAGAAGCAGACAUGGAGGCAUGCUUGCAGCCUCCUUUGUCCUUGUGGUGGAGAUAAUGGAGAAUCUGGCGUUCCUGGCAAACACGAGCAACUUGGUCACCUAUUUGCAGCACUUCAUGCACCUCUCGCCUGCCCGCUCGGCCACCUCCGUCACCAACUUCAUGGGCACCGCCUUCCUCCUGGCCCUACUUGGGGGCUUCCUGUCUGAUGCCUUCUUCACCACUUAUCUUAUCUACCUGAUAAGUGCUUUCAUCGAGUUCUUGGGACUGGUGAUCCUGACGGCGCAGGCCAAGUCUUCAGCGCUGAAGCCACCGUCCUGCGACACCACCAUCACCAACAGCUCAUGCCAAGAGGUCUCCGGUGGGAAGGCGGCCAUGCUCUUCGCCGGCCUCUACCUUGUGGCCUUAGGCGUCGGCGGCAUAAAGGGAUCGCUCCCCGCCCAUGGGGCAGAGCAGUUCGACGAGAACACCGUGCCGGGCCGUAAGGCCCGGUCCACCUUCUUCAACUACUUCGUCUUCUGCCUCUCGUGCGGCGGCCUCAUUGCGGUGACUAUGGUGGUGUGGGUGGAGGACAACAAAGGAUGGCAGUGGGGCUUUGGGAUCUCCACCAUUACCAUACUGCUCUCAAUUCCGGUCUUCCUCGCAGGCUCUACCACUUAUAGAAGCAAGAUACCAAGCGGAAGUCCUCUAACAACCAUAGCCAAGGUGCUGGUCGCAGCUAUCUUUAAUGGUCAUGCUGCUCAGAGCCCCAGCAAUGCCAUCGCCGACAUGGCUCCCAGUCCUGUCAAAACAAUCCAAACCGAGGAGUUGGCAAAGGAUGAAGACACGACCAAUAAAGACAUGGUGGAAACUGAAGCACCUUCUAAGGAACUGAAGUUCCUUAACAGGGCAGUGGAAAGGAAUGCCAUUCACAAAGCCCUUUUGUGCACCACACAAGAAGUGGAAGAAGUCAAGAUUGUGAUAAGAAUCCUACCCAUAUUCCUUUCUACCAUAAUGCUGAACUGCUGCCUAGCCCAGCUCACAACCUUCUCGGUCCAACAGGCGGCCACCAUGGACACGAGAGUCGGCGGGCUAACCGUCCCACCGGCAUCACUCCCGGUCUUCCCUGUGGUCUUCAUCAUGAUCCUUGCGCCGCUCUACGAUCAUGUGAUCGUCCCCUUUGCUCGAAAGGUUACCAAGACCGAAAUGGGGAUCACUCACCUCCAAAGAAUAGGCGUCGGGUUACUUCUGUCGAUAGUGGCAAUGGCCGUCGCGGCACUAGUCGAGAUAAAGAGAAAGAGAGUGGCGAGGAGCUCCGGCCUAGUUGAUUCAGGGGAGCCUUUGCCUAUAACAUUCUUCUGGGUGGCGUUGCAGUACUUGUUCUUAGGCUCGGCGGACCUCUUUACGUUGGCUGGCUUGCUUGAGUUCUUCUUCGCCGAGGCGCCGUCAGGGAUGAGGUCCUUGGCAACGUCGCUCUCAUGGGCGUCACUGGCGAUGGGGUACUACCUGAGCUCGGUGCUGGUGUCCAUAGUGAACGAUAUCACCGGUGGAGCACACCAUAUGAAGUGGCUCGCAGGCAGCAAUUUGAAUCGCUACCACCUCGAGCGGUUCUACUGGCUAAUGUGUGUGCUGAGUGCUCUCAACUUCGGGAACUUCUUGUUUUGGGCAUCUCGGUAUCGGUAUAGAACGGCAGGGCCCAAGGGAUAGUGGGAGUAUAAAGCGUGAACCGUGCGUGUUAAAGAAAUGGUAAAAAGGGUGGCUAGAGGAAUAUUAUUGGUGUGGGCUAAAUCAAUUAUGUAUGAUCUACAGCCUCCAUGAUAGAGGCAAUCUUCUCCUACGGGUAUAGAUAAGUAGGUGCAUGUAUACCUGUAAGGUGAUGCAUGGGUCCAUUGCCCAAAUCUUGUACACGUCAAGUACUAAUCAAGGAAGAUAUCUUGGAAUGGGAACAAGGCACCCACUCUUCAUACAAUAA